This is a messenger RNA of Clupea harengus (Atlantic herring), 972 nucleotides long. Its product is annotated as olfactory receptor 52K2-like. Lineage: Eukaryota; Metazoa; Chordata; Actinopteri; Clupeiformes; Clupeidae. Gene Ontology annotation, molecular function: olfactory receptor activity; G protein-coupled receptor activity; odorant binding. The record is from RefSeq and is a predicted model, not a curated record. Gene Ontology annotation, biological process: detection of chemical stimulus involved in sensory perception of smell; G protein-coupled receptor signaling pathway. Gene Ontology annotation, cellular component: membrane.
AUGGUAAGCAAAGCCAUGUCCAAUAUCACUCUACUCUUCACUGCCUAUGGAUCUCCAGGUUCAAAAAAUUAUGUGGCAUUGUUCAUUACCCUGUUGCUUUAUGUUAGUACAGUCUUAUCUAAUGUUGUCAUCUUGUUUGUGAUCUAUUUUGAUUCAAGCCUGCACAAACCUAUGUACAUUUUUCUGUUCAAUCUGUCAAUUAAUGGAUUAAUAGGAAGCACUGCAGUCUGUCCAAAGAUCAUGGCUAAUCUUCUCAAAGACAAUAACUCCAUAUCUUUAGAGGGCUGCUUAUUUCAGGUGCUUUUCAUCAAUGUCUAUGCCGGGUGUGCUUAUGCAAUCUUUGCUGGGAUGGCUUACGAUCGCUAUGUGUCUAUAUGUAAACCACUCCAAUACCACAGUAUAAUGACACCUUUAAGAGUGAAUGUACUUCUAGCUGUAAUGUACAUCCUUCCAAUAUCCCUGAUGUCCUUCCAAGUGUAUUUAACUUCUACACUUCCUCUGUGUGGUCACAACAUAAAUAAGCUUUUUUGUGACAAUCUGGCUGUUGUUAAUCUAUCUUGUGUAAGAGAUGCCUUUGGUAAUGUGUAUGGUCUUUUUAUAGUUUUGGCAACUAUUGUUCUUCCUCUAUUUCUAGUAAUUCUGUCCUAUAUUAAGAUAUUAUGUGUAAGCUUAAGAGCCUCUAAGAAUGCACAGAAGAAAGCACUACAGACAUGUGCACCUCAUUUGAUUACUUUUAUAAAUUUUUCUAUUGCCGUUCUCUUCUCUAUAAUCUAUAACAGAGUUAGUUAUUACGUCCCUCAAGAAAUUAAUAUAUUAAUGUCAUUAGAUUUCAUUUUGAUACCCCCUCUUUUGCAUCCCUUGAUAUAUGGUUUUAAAACCCAGGAUAUUAGAAAAAGUUUGUAUAAAAUCUUCAGAAGAAGGGUUUUUAUGAACUCUGACACAUCAAAUCAAAAUGUUAACAGAUUAUUUUGA